GGCAGACCGUGGGGGAGGUAAUUAAACUAGAUGUUGGUGAACCCCAGAGGAAAGUUUGGGGCAAAAGCCCUACUGAUUCAGUGCUGAAGAUACUGGGAGAAGCAGAGUUACAGCUUCAAACUGAAUUACUGGAGGAAAUAACUAUCACAAAUGAAGUUCCUGAAGAAGGUUCUCAGCCCUUAACAAUGAAAGAAAACAGCGAAGUAAAAAUUGCUUCUUGUAUUGGAAAGAAAUCUUCAGCUCCAGUUGUUGGUAUCCUAGAAUCUGAAAGGACAAUACCAGAGGAGUCACAAACAUUUGAUGCCACCCAAGUGCCAUCCAGGCCUGUUGUGCUAGAUGAGCUGGAUGAUUUGGAAGAAGAAAUAUUGGAAGAAACUGAAAAAAAUAAGUGCAAAAGUGACCAGUUUAUCAUCACUGUUCAUGAUGUGUGGGUUAAAGAAAGGGAAGCAAUAACGGAGAAUGGGCCACAGGAAGAUACUGCCUGUCAGAAAGAUGGUGGUGGUGAUGAAGCAGCUUUGGAGAAGGAAAUGCCACAUAAUGCGCAACCGCAUGAUGAAGUUUCUGCUGACACUUGUCUCAGUGACUCUAUGCAACCUGAGCCCUUUUUCCAGAAGGUGCCACAACCACAAGCCAUACCAACAACCUCACCAGUUCUGUCAGCUCAGUCUUCACUGGAAGAGCCUUUUCCACCUCGUUCACGAUCUGUAUCGCCAGCAAAAAGGAAAGGCAAAAGUUCAUUACUGAUUGGGCUCUCUACUGGCCUGUUUGAUGCAAACAAUCCAAAGAUGUUAAGAACAUGUUCACUCCCAGAUCUUUCCAAGUUGUACAGAACACUAGUUGAUGUUCCCAUUGUAGCAGAUGUACAACAUCAAGACAACCUUGAAAUAGAGGAUAUGGACGAUGAGCAUGUCAAAGAAGGGCAUUCUGAUUCUGAAGACAUUACAUUUGGUGAGGCAGAUACAGACUUGCGGGCGCUUCAGGCCUCGAUGGAACAGUUACUUAGGGAGCAGCCUAGUGAGGAAUUCAGUGAAGAGGAGUUGUCAACCUUAAAGGCAGAUACUGCAGCACGCAUAACAAAUGGUACAGAACAGGUUGAUGAGGAUGACAACAACCCCAGCAGUGAAAGUGUACUUAAUGAAGAAUGGCAGUCAGACAACAGUGAUGGGGAUAUUGCCAGUGAAUGUGAAGCAUAUGACAGUGUCUUCAGCCAUUUGGAAGAGUUGAGAUAUAAUCUGGAACAGGAAAUAGGCUUUGAUAAAUUCAUUGAAGUUUAUGAUAAAAUAAAGGCAAUACAUGAAGAUGAAGAUGAGAAUAUUGAUAUUUGUUCAACAAUAGUUCAGAAUAUUCUGGGAAAUGAAUAUAAACAUCUGUAUGCCAAGAUUCUUCAUUUAGUGAUGGCAGAUGGAGCCUAUCAGGAAGAUAAUGAUGAAUAAAUCUGACUCAGGAAGUGUGAUAUGUAGGUGUCUGGAUUCUGUACAGCAGAAUUGCGAGUUACAAUGGAAAAUGUAAUUGAAUAAGGAGCAGGAAAGUGGGAGACAUAAGUAAAGCAUGCUGAUUACAUGAAGAAGAUGGAAAAACAUGCCUAUAUUUCAGAUGAGAUGUUUAUGUAUUUCCUUUUAUGUGUCCUCAUUUUUAAAGUUACCUGCUGCAGAAAUUACACUUUAUCUUAAAAAUUUCAACCAAAGUAUACAGAGGAUGGCCCAGAAGAUGUUUGUUUUUUUAAAUCAAGAUAGAUUUAUCAUGUAAUAGAGGCCUUCCCAUAUUAACUGUUGGCUGUUAGGUGUAAGGAGUUAAAAGGAUUACCAUGUUUUGAAAAUACCUGCUUCUAGCUCUUCACUUACACACUAAAAAUAAUUCUGUUUAUCCCUACUAAAGAUUGUAUUUCAUUUUCAGUAGACCAGUUAGACUGUAUUUAAAUAAUCACAUUGUAUCAGUGGCCCAAGUUUGAAUAGUUCACAUUUUUUAGAAUAAAACUGGUAGCAUGUUGAAGUUUCAAUUUGUCACUUUUUAACCAGUGUCAUCUAAACUAUCUUAAUAGCUUUUGCAAAUUGAGGCAAACUGGUCUAUAUCACAUCACUGAAAAAAGUUGUUUUUUUUUUCAAAGGAGUAAUGGAAUUCAUUUGGAACCGGAGAGUUUCUGCCAUAAUCUUUCUAGCAGAGACAUUAAUACUUCAAAUUUUGCUACCUUCUCUAACUAUAAAGCUGUGCAAAAGUUAAGGCUGCUCUUUUUUUCCCCCUCCUGCCACACAGAGAAAAACAAAAUGGGAUAAUUUAUCUAUGUUAAACACUUAAAUACCGUGUUACUGUUGUCAUUUUGACACUGAUGAUUUGUUGUGUGAUUUCCCAGGACAAUAUAAACCUAGAUUUUCCCUGUACUCUGUACCUCUGUCAGAGGGAGCACCAUACUGGCAAAAUAAGGUGUGUGUUUUUUUUUCACCCCCAGAGACAAUGACUAGAAAGUGUUACUAGUCUGUGUGUACAACAGGUCAAAUAUUACAGAUCAAAUGAAACUUAUAAUUUUCAGUUACCCUAUUGGAGACAGAUGGAUUUUCAAACCCUGAGUAAUAGCAAUCUCAGUUGGAAUAAUUUAAAAAUCAAAUUAUUUUAGCACUAAGUGAAAGUUAAUGUGUACAUUAUUUCUAAUCUUCAUAAAUAAAUACUUGCUUUUUGUA
This is a messenger RNA of Chrysemys picta bellii (western painted turtle), 2672 nucleotides long. NCBI's taxonomy places the organism in Eukaryota, Metazoa, Chordata, Testudines, Emydidae. The record is from RefSeq and is a predicted model, not a curated record.